AUGGACACAUCAGAGUAUCCACUAUGCACUCCACAUCUCAACCCGCAUGGACUCGAGAUCCGUAUGCACCCCACCAAAGGAAGGGGCGUAUAUGCUUCGAGACCAAUAAGUGUUGGCACCGUGGUCGAAAUCUCGCCAGUCUUGCUAUUCGGCAGGGAAGAGUAUGAAAAUCAUGGAAAACAUACGCUGUUGGAUCACUAUACAUUUGUAUGGGGAAAUGGAGAGAUGGCCCUGCCACUGGGACUCGGGUCAUUGUUUAACCACUCGUCUUCACCAAACGUCAACUAUAUCAAGAAGAAGGAUAUGGGAUACAUUGAAUACACGGCCGCUCGUGACCUUCACGUCGGUGAAGAGCUCUGCAUCUUUUACGGGCCCAACCUAUGGUUCGAGGAUAGUUCAUCCCAGCAAAUCUGUGUUGAGAAAGAUCAUGGCAAGCAAGGCUGGGAGGCGAUUGCCCAGUUGGAUCUAUAA
Serendipita indica DSM 11827 is the source of this 471-nucleotide messenger RNA. Lineage: Eukaryota; Fungi; Basidiomycota; Agaricomycetes; Sebacinales; Serendipitaceae. The record is from the annotation of a GenBank genome assembly.